CGGUAAGAGUGGAGCUAAAUCUCAGAACUUUCUCGGCCAAGGGUGCUACCGCUAGUGGUUGAGUGCUGUAGUGUUUCUAAAAAAGUGUAGUUUCCGGAUGUUUAGUGAAGUUUGAUUGGAGUGAAAUUUUGCGCACAUUGUGUGUGAUUAUUGGGAAUGAGGCAGAUUAGUUUAUUGGUUUAUUGUUUUCUCGCCAUCUCGGGAACCGCGGCUACCGAAUCACGUCAGCAGCUUCGCUCUGAACUUGUGUAUCAUGAGAGAAACCAUAAAGAGGGACGAUACAAGUAUGGGUAUGCCGUGAGGCGAGGCGAGAGCCAGUUCCAUCACCAGAGAUCGCUGGAUGGGGCAAUGUAUGGAUGCUAUGGUUACGUGGACCCUAAGGGAAAGCUCUUCAUCACGCACUACCUGGCCGAUAUGGCAGGCUAUCAGUUAGUCAAUAUGGCGAGCCCUGAUAAAAAAUUGAUUGAAAAGAUUCAGAAUCGAAGCUCCCCGGAACAUCCCAUCGACCUGCACGAUCUCUUCCCGCUGGAGUGUCACGAAGAUGGCGACAUCAAAAUGCUCCAGCAAACGGCGAACGAGAUGCAAGCCUACUUCUCCAGCCAGGAAGCGCCAUCGACUCCAGAAAGUAGACAAGCCCCGCCACCUGUCCAUCGUCCCGAUAUCGGUAAACCGGUUGAUGGUAAUCAUGUUUCCGAGGGCGAUUCCACCAAAGAUCAGCUCUACGCGGCAUCUGAUUGGCAUCCAUCUCCACGGAAAGCCUUCAGGGCAUCCGUACGGGGUGAUUCUGAGGAUAAAACGAACACAAGGGUGCAAGGUGCGUCCCAUGUAGCCAGGGGGAACGGACGCUAUCAGCCAAACUAUAUCAGAUCUUCACCUAGCAAAAGUACAGAAACAACUGUGUCCGGGCUCAAUGAAAAUCUGAUGAAAUCCAGUACUACAAAUACUGUCGCUCAAAAUUCAGGAGAUGUGAUUGCUGAGAAGACUAAUAAACAGGAUGUUGCCGAUUCUGUACGAAGAACGACACUGGGAGGAAGUAAAAAUGACAAUAUGGAUGCCCAAGUUUUGCUUACCAAGGGCAAGAGCACAGAAGGAACUGUGUAUGUGGUCAAUGAAAAUCAGAAAUCUAGUACUACAAAUACUGUCGCUCAAAAUUCAGGGGAUGCGAUUUUGAUUCCUGAGAAGACUGAUGAACACCAUGUUGUCGAUGCUGUGCAAAGUAAGACACUGGGAGGAAGUAAAAAUUACAAUAAGGAUGCCCAAAUUUUGCCUACCAAGAGCAAGAGCACAGAAGGAACUAUGUCUAUGGUCAAUGAAAAUGUGGUGAAAUCUAGUACUAUAAAUACUGUCGCUCAAAAUUCAGGGGAUGAUCUGAUGAAAUCUAGUACUAUAAAUACUGUCGCUCAAAAUUCAGGGGAUGCGUUUGUGAUUCCUGAGAUGACUGAUAAGCAAGAAGUUGUCCAUGAUGUCCAAAGUACGUCAUUGGGAGGAAGAAAAAAUGACAAUAUGGAUGCGCAAAUUUUGCGUACCAAAACUGCAUCUGAAUCGAAGAAAUACGAGUCACCACAAGUAUUUGUAGAAAAACCUGACGAGAGCCAAAUUAAUCUCGAUGGUGGCGAAAAGCUAGAAGAGAUUUCAAAAGUUCAAAACAUUCCAGUGCCAAUAAUGAUGGAUGUCAUCAAUUCUGAAUCUUCCAACGAUCAAGACUUGUCAUCUAGCAGUAUUAAGGAUGAAGAUCACAUUGAGCAGAUAACUGAGAAGGCUGAUUCUGGCCUAUCUGUAUUGAUAGUACAAACAAUCAACAAUUUGCAGGAAAAACAUGUUCCUGCUGUUGAAUUAGCUGGAGAUGAACAAGAACCAACGCUUUCAAUCGAAGUGACAGCUGAUGCGGUCCAACGUUCGGAUGAUCAAACCGCAGAUGUGGCGGAAUCCGGCAACGAAGUUAAAGCGACUACGCAAGGUGUUGACGAGAAUGCGACCGAGCAAACAAUUAAAAAAGACGAUUCAAUGUCUGAGAUAUUAACAGUUAGUAAAACUGAUCAAUUGGAUGCAAGUACCAUAGGUAUCACUGAGACUGACGAAAUAGAAUCACCUCUAAAGAACCUUGAACAAAGUGUAACUGAACACGGAAUUGAAGCCGAUUCUAUACAUGAGGACCUACUUAAAUCUAUCCCGGAGAUAUCGGAGCAAGCAGGAGUGGCGAUGGUUGAAAGUCAACUACCCAUUGAACAAAAGUUAGAGGAAGACACACCUGCCCUCGAAGUAACUACGGUGAAUAUAAAUUCAAGUCCGGUUCUUCCCCCCUCUGGAGUCAUCGGGGUUAGGGAUGAGGUAAAGAUCACUCCGCCACCGAGUACUGAGACUUCAUCAAAACCUUCAUUCGAGAUUGUGAAAAGUAUUCUCGUUUACGAGUACACUGAGGAUGGAGACUUCACUUUCACGGAUCCCACAAAGUCCAGUGUGAAUGGAGAGGAGAAGGUCACCGAAUCUGCACAACAAACGACUUCCCAGAUACCAGACAAGGUACGGUCCGUUGUGGUAAUUAGUAAUCCAGCACCAGAAACAAAAGAUAAUGCGGAAUCCGUUGGAGAAAGGAGGGAGAGUGUCACAGAAAUUUUGCACCCAAAGGUCGCUGUUUCGUCAAAUGGGACUGUUCAGGGGACACAUAUAGAAUCCGGUGCGAUCUUCGGACUUCCUAAACCUGAUCAUAUGGAGAGCUUUGGAGAAAGGAAGGAUUCGGUCGUUGAAAAUUUGCAUUCCAAGACUGUUAUGGCAUCAAAUGCCAUCGUUAGGGAAGCUCUUGCUCAUUCUAUCGCGAAGUUUGAUCGUACAGAGCUCCUCGGAGAAAAGAGGGAGUCGGGUGGCGCUGAGAUUCUGCAUACAAAGAUCCCUAUGUUAUUGAAUGGAGUUGGGCUGGGUACAAUUACCGAAUCAAGCGCGAGCUUCAAACUUCCAAAGUCUGAUAGUACGGAGUCCGCUGGAGAGAGGAGGGAGUCUGUCUCAAUGGCCCCUUUGGCAGCAAACAAUAUUGUGCUAGGAUCCAUAGCCAUCUCCGGGUCUGAACAUAAACCAUUACCCGUUGUUAGCUUGCCCGCUUUCCGAGUACCGAACCCAGUUCAAAAGAUUGCAGACAACUCAUCUCCGAAACGAGCUGAUAAACCAUUCUUUAAUCGCCACCCGAUAGGCGAGGCCAAAGUGACUGUCACGCAGAGCUCUAUGCUGACUGAGAAACAAACGAAAGCUUCUGUCGAUUCCGGUAAAACUCGAAAGGGUUCGGUUAGCCGUGGUCGGGUAAGGUAUGCAGACUACGCGAAUGGUCAGAAAAAAGCAACGACAGGGGACGAUAGUAAGAGCGUAACACGCGGAGAGGUACGUAGGACCAAAGUUCAAGAUGCUACGAUCAGCAAAGCAAAGGAGGAACAGCCCAAAGCUGUUGCUCAGAGGGUCGAAGUGAAUAAAUGGCAAAAUACGGGAAUUCAUAUUGGUCAAAUCAGUAAUCUAGUAGCGAAGGGGGAACAUGGUUCAGCACCCAAAGAACUACCCAAGACUGAUAUCCAAAAGGUUGAGAAGAACAUAGUAGCGGAAGAGACUGAGGUCAAAGUGAUUAGUGGGGAAAUUGGUAAGAAUGAAAUCGAUAGUGAUUCAAUAAGACAAACUACAGAAGCGAAAGAACACGAAACAGUUCGUCAAGAUCUGCCUCAGACCGAUGAGAUGACUAAAACUGUAGAAGGGAACGACAAUAAAGUAAUAACAACUGAAAACCUGUUAAAAACUAAUGAACAGGAAGAAGAAAUCAUCGAAGCGAUGGAAAAGGUACAGAAUGAACCGCAGAUCAGUACGUCGCAAGUCAAAUCUGAAUCAGUUAACAGACCGGAGUCUGGCGAAACAGUUGUUUCGGGUAGCCGGAGGAUCGAUAUCAGAAAAGGCGAUUUCAGAGAUUAUUUCGUACGCAAACAGGAGGUUUCGGUGAUCACAGAUGCGUUCAAAGCGAGUCAACUGGAAGCUGACAGUUCUGGAGCUCACAAUGAUUCUCUCGAAAGAGCAGAAACUGACCGAAGCCAUCUUGUUGAAUUCGCGAAGACUUCCCUAGGACCGAACACAGUAGAAACAUCGUCUGGUGUCACCAAAUUGGGCACAAUUGUUGUUCCUGAAGAAUAUAGCUUAGCAUCUUCGGUUGUUGUCAAUGAGGUAAAAAACAAUGACGAAACAAAGGAAAGUGUGACAGAACCUUCUAAAAACGAUCUGCAUUCUGAACCUGCACCUGGAACUGAAAAUCGUCCGGUACCUGUUAAGAUCCCAGAAUACGUAAUCGGAGCUACAGUUGGGAAGAAAUUGACUCUGCAGGAUGAAAGCUCAAAUCUUUUGACAAAUCAGGGAAAGGGCACAUUCAAAAAGCUUGCGAUUGAAAGCGAUUCUGUCAAGUCACCUAUACGCCUCGUCAUCCCUCUGAUCAACCAUCAAGACUCGUCCCCACAAGGCAUACGUAAGUCGAGCAAAUUAGAAAAUACCAAACUAGGAACCGCCGAAAAGGUACAGUCCGCAAAUGCAGGUGACUCAAUGAUAACAAGAAUCGUUACGCUUUCGAAAACUCCAUAUCCGCAAGGCAGUGAAACGAUUGCAGAUGAUAUCCAAAAUGAUCAACGAGCAAUGAGUCCGAAGUUGCCGGCGACUCCUCGAACUACGACGGAGAGUGACGCAGAGCCCACCACCGUAAACUAUCAACUAGCUAUCGCAACGGAUAGGAUUCCGGUGACUCCCCACCCAGCAACCCUAGUGCGUCCGGUCACCUCAGGUUACUUACUGCAAGCUACCACCCCGGAGAUACCGAGCAACCGUGCGGGAACAACUAUCGGACCCAACGGUGACAUUUACGACGAGGUUGAGGAAGACAAUGAAACAGAAAGUAGACCUGCCGCAUCAUCGAGCACUUCAACCACACCAUUUCCACCCCUGCUGGGGAUCGGUCCGGGUGUAACCAUUCAACCAUCGGCGUCCUGCUAUGAGAUAACUCUCAACAUUCCCAUCGAUGCCAAACAAGUACUCAUCCGAACCGAUUCCGCAAUGUUCCAGGUGGCCGGCGAUGGGGAUCCAAAGGAACGAAUCAAACUGAUCGAACCAGGGGUUUACGAGGUUAAUGUUGGCGCCACCAGUGCUAUUAAUUUUAAGCAGUAUCAAGGUGCUUACCGGAAGCCAUUACACGCUGAUCCCAUCAACACUCCUGUACCAACCAGAAGUACCGACUCCGAAGACGACGAAACAUUUUCGAAAAACCAGCAGGCACUGUUGGAUCUGAUACCGACGUGGAAAAAAGUGCUCUUUUAUUACUGAUUCUCUUUCAUCAAACCUACGAUGAUAAUCUUCCCCGGUGGAAGAUUGCGAACGAUUUGCUAAUGGAAGCGAAGCUACGACAACUGCUCAAAAGUACAGUCAUCGAAUACAUUUGAUUAGCAUACUAAUAAGGUAGAUUACUGCUGCGUGUAUGAGAAUGUUUGUGAGGUCGCG
Molecule: messenger RNA, 5499 nt
Organism: Toxorhynchites rutilus septentrionalis
Lineage: Eukaryota; Metazoa; Arthropoda; Insecta; Diptera; Culicidae
Exons: 4
Coding region: 157-5325 (1722 amino acids)
Source: RefSeq, a predicted model, not a curated record